Cherax quadricarinatus is the source of this 3515-nucleotide messenger RNA. RefSeq names its product oxidative stress-responsive serine-rich protein 1. NCBI's taxonomy places the organism in Eukaryota, Metazoa, Arthropoda, Malacostraca, Decapoda, Parastacidae. Gene Ontology annotation, biological process: cellular response to hydrogen peroxide. The record is from RefSeq and is a predicted model, not a curated record.
GUCCUAGUACAUGAUUGGUUGAUGCUCCUGGACAACUGCUCAACUGGCAAAUAAGAGCCCAGCAGUCUCAAUCAUCACCCAAUCACAAGACGACUUGGAAAUGCGUCACUCAAUGUUUUCUUCCUCGCAGCAGAUGCGUCCUAUGUUUUUCCUCGACGCAGAGAGCAGCAAAAAUGUCCAGAAUUUACUCGUUAUAAGAUUUUGUAUAUAUGGUUAUAACUUCAUAACUAAUCCCUAAAUUUGGAGAGGAAACUUUGACCAACACUUCAGUCUGUCCUGGACCAGGACCUCAACUUGGACUGAAAAGUUGUCUAAAGUUUCCUCUCCAAACUGUGCAUUGGAAAUUGUUCCAGCCAUCGUAUUGUUUUUUGUUCUCCAUUACACUAAUGGCUUCUGUGAGUGAUGAUGACAGGGCGCUGGUGCAGAAGAAAGACACCGAUGUCUCUGUGACCUUGCCAUUUCCUGAGCUACUACCUGUUGGAAGAGUUAAUUACUCAUUACCUGCUAUGAGUUUUUUGGGUGAUGAAAAUGAGAGUAGUCAUGAGACUUUACCAGUUAAGGAGCCUGAUAAAGCUCCAGUGAAAGCUUUAGAAGAGAAAAAGAGAGAGAAUUUAGACAUGUGUGAAGACUGCUUGCGGCGGCAAAGUGAACAUCACUUGUCAAGUAGUGAUCGUCGAUCAUCACAUGGCAUGAAGUACCCACCAUUUUUGGAAUAUUCACUGGCUAAUUUACACCUUUCUCCAGGAAAAAAGAAACCUCUGCUCAGGAAAAGUAAGCUGGCAGUUUUGGGUGCUAAAUAUAGUUCAGAGUUGCGUAGUGGAAGCUACACUGGGAUUAUAUUUGAUUUAGUAAAUGCAUCUAAAGAUAUAGGUAACAAGAAGCUUCCCAAGAAAGUAUCUGCUUCAGAAAUUGGUAAAAUCCCUCCAAUAUCUAGUGAUGUUUUAUUGAAUCCCGGAAAGUCUGCACCAGGCGUAUUUCAUGUUCCUAAAUCUGGCUUGUUUGAGUCGCUGAAUAAGAAAACUGAGGCAAAAGAUUUUGCAAGUGUUUGUCAAAGUAAUAAGAGUUUGAGCAGUGAUAAAUAUAGUGCAAACAAGAAACUAGAAUUCUCUCCCCAUGGGUGUAAGCACCGUAGUCAGCCAAAGUCACGUAGAGUGUUGUAUAAAAGACGCUGUCGGCGACGAUUAACAGAAGGAGAACUACCAGACCUUAAAAGUCUGUCACUCACUGAGACUCUGGAUGUUGGCACUGUUCGCUCAUGUUCACAACAAGCUCGUAGUGCAGACUAUGAAGAUGUUACCAUGGAUGAACUGGCAGCGUAUCUUGAUAACUUCCUCUACCUCCCGAAGAAGAUGUCUCAUAUGGCAGAAAUGAUGUACACAUGAAAUAAGCCCAAUUAGACGUGGUGGGAUUGGUUUAUGUAACUCAAGCUCAUUUCUUUACUGGAAACUUCACGCUGGCAGCUGCUUAAUCAUGGCUUGUACAGUAUAUGUAUAAAUGGCCUUUCUUUACUGUGUAUGGAGUUUUUGAUUACUGCUAUUUUUAUAGUUUGCCUGGCAUUUGGUAGUACAGUACGGUACAUGGCUUGUUGCAGUUAUGGUAUUUUUGUUUGGUAUUUAAAGGGUUUCCUUUUUUAAAGUGUUUCAUAACCAAUGUGGAUAACAAUCUUUUUAAAUUAUGAGAAUAUUAAACAUUCUGAAAUUUUUGCAGCAUGAAAGGUAGAAGAAAAUUGGCUAAGGCUUCCAGAUACAUAGCUGUAUGACCCUUAUGGGUUUAACACUUAUUUUUUAAGAUUAUAGUGAUUCAAGAUGAAUUAUCACCAGUUCUCUGGAUCUUCCUGCAUUAUGUUGAAAAUGGUAUAAAAUACCGACAAGUUGAUGAUUAAGACGUGCAACAGUUGGGUAUCUUUAUUGUUGAAACGUUUUGCCUACACAGUAGGCUUCUUCAGUCAGAUACAAAGGUAGCAGGUGUAGUAGUAAAAUGAAGAUGAUGUCCACCAACCUUGGAGAAAUAGUAUAUGAGGUGGUCAGUCCCUCAGCCUGGAGGAGAGUUCAGCUCCAUGGUCUGGAAUGAUAUUGUUCCAAACCAUGGAGCUGAACUCUUCUUCAGGCUGAGGGACUGACCACCUAAAAUACUAUUUCUCCAAGGUUGAUGGAGUAAUUACAUCAUCAUUUCACUACUACACCUGCUACCUUUGCAUUUGACUGAAGAAUAAUACUGUGUAGGCAAAAUGUUUCAACAAUGAUACGUAAUUGUUGUAUAAAGUAUGUCUUAAUCUUCCUGCAUUGUUGUUUCUUUUUUUUUUUUAAUUUAUUUAAAAGCAGAACUUGUAUUUAGUUUAUAAUUAAACCAUAUACAUUAUUUAUAUAUUUUUUUGCAUUGUAAUAUGAUGGGUUGACACAGUCAGAAAUCAUGGAGGCGAGUUCAUUGCUUGCAGUGACUAUAAGUGUAACAGUUUUUGUAACACACACGCCAAUCAUAACACCAUUUUUUAUUUGUUAUAGUGCUUCUGAUCUUGCUGUGUAAGUUACAGUUUUUAGGAGUAUAUUGAUGCACUAAUUAGAUACUGACAGUCUCUAAUAUGGUAACUUGACAAACUAAUAUACAUGGCAUUGUAAUGGAUAAACCAGUAGAGGAAAGGGAAGAAAAGAGCCCUUCUGUAUUUGUGUUUAUUUAUUAAUGUUGAUCGAUUGCUUAAAUAUGAUCCAAUGCCUAAGAUUUCUGUUUAUCAAAAUUUGAUUCCCUGUUCACAGUAGUUACACAUCUGUUGGUUUAUGAAUGCAUUAAUUGAUAAGACUUUGUUCUCUGAUUAAUCUACUCUUAAAAUAUUUGUGAUUAAAUCACACCAAUGCAUGCCAUUCAUGUUAGUUAUUUUCACUAUAGAAAGUGUGUCAAAACAUAGACCUGAAGCCUAUGUAUGUUAUAAAGCAUUUUUUUUUUUACUGUGGUAAUUGAAUUUUUCUUUUAACCUAUCUUAAUAAUUACACACUUGCAAAUAUGUUUUUUCCUGUAUUUAUAUAGCUUUGCAUGUCACUAAGGCUGUGUCCUGUUGAGUCAUAAUAAACUUGAAUCUAUGUAUUGUAACUUGUCUAAAUCAAAAGGGUUUGCUUAUAUAUUGUACUCAUUCAAGCAUAAGGCAGAAUAUCUUAACAUGUGCACACAUGAAACUGAUCAACUAUCUUAUUAUGAAGGCACAACAGCUCAUUUUGAAACUAGCAUAACCAGAGGGGACAACUUCCAAAACUCUUACUCUUUCACACUGGGUAAUUAUUAUCACUGACCCACUUGCCAGUUAAAGCAGUUUAUCAUAGUGCUCCAGAUUCAUAACUUUCAGCAUGACUGAAGUGCUUGAGUGAUGAUUGGACUUUGUGAUUCUUGAUUCAAAUAAAUACUGUAAAAUUAAUUGUAGAGUCCUGACCAGAUUUCUAUUUCAUAAUUCAGUACAAAAUUUUAUUUCCAGUUGUUAUAAAAUAAAAAAUACCUACCUUUUGCUUCAAAUUAAAACUAUUUUCAAUAGA